Molecule: messenger RNA, 1419 nt
Organism: Molossus molossus (Pallas's mastiff bat)
Lineage: Eukaryota; Metazoa; Chordata; Mammalia; Chiroptera; Molossidae
Gene: PNLIPRP3
Product: pancreatic lipase related protein 3
Exons: 12
Coding region: 1-1419 (472 amino acids)
Biological process (GO): lipid metabolic process
Molecular function (GO): triacylglycerol lipase activity; protein binding
Source: RefSeq, a predicted model, not a curated record
AUGUUUGGAAUUUGGGUUGCUGCACUCUUCUUCUUUGGCACAUCAACAGGAAAAGAAAUUUGCUAUGAAAGGGUGGGGUGCUUUAGGGAUGGCUCACCUUGGACCGGGACUUGGUCAAGGCAGUUCGCCGGUUUGCCCUGGUCUCCAGAGCAGAUCAACACUCGCUUCCUGCUCUACACUAGACGCAACCGCAGAGCCCACCAGGAGAUCAGUGCAGUUCAUUAUCAAACUAUCCAAGCCUCAUACUUCAGCACAGACAAGAUGACUCGUAUCAACAUCCCUGGAUGGAAAUCAGAUGGAAAAUGGCAGCGAGACAUGUGCAAUGUGUUGCUAAAAGUGGAAGAUGUGAACUGCAUUAAUCUGAACUGGAUUAACGGUUCCCUGGAAUACAUCCAUGCUGUCAACAAUCUCCGUGUUGCUGGAGCUGAGGUGGCUUAUUUUAUUGAUGUUCUCGUGAAACGGUUCGGAUAUUCCCCUUCUAAAGUGCACUUGAUCGGCCACAGCCUGGGAGCCCAUCUGGCGGGGGAGGCGGGGUCAAGGACGCCAGGCCUCGGGAGAAUCACCGGCUUGGACCCAGCUGGGCCGUAUUUCCACAACACUCCAAACCGCGUCCGGCUGGACCCCUCGGAUGCCAGCCUCGUCGAUGUCAUUCAUACCAAUGCAGCUCGGUUCUUCUUUGAGCUUGGUGCCGGAACUAUUAACGCCUGUGGACACCUUGACUUUUACCCAAAUGGAGGGAAACACAUGCCGGGAUGUGAAGACUUGGUUACACCGCUGUUGAAAUUUGACUUCACUGCUUACAAGGAAGAAGUGGCUUCCUUCUUUGAUUGCAACCAUGCCCGAAGCCAUCGCUUUUAUAUGGAAAGCAUUCUCAAUCCCGAUGCGUUUAUUGCUUAUCCUUGUAGAUCCUACGAAUCUUUCAAAGCGGGAAAUUGCUUCCGUUGUCCCAAAGAAGGUUGCCCAAUGAUGGGUCAUUUUGCUGAUAGAUUUCACCUCAAAAAUAAGAAGCCUAAUAGACCAUAUUACUUUUUAAACACUGGGGCUCUUUCCCCGUUUGCCCGUUGGAGGCAUAAAUUGUCUGUCAAAGUCAAUGGAAACAAUGUCACAGAAGGCAGCAUAUUUCUCCGCGUAGGUGGGACGACUGGGAAGGAGGAGCUGGCGGUGGCCAGUGGAACACUUAAGCCAGGCACGACUUAUACAAAAUUAAUUGAUGCAGAGGUUAAUAUUGGCAACAUCACAAGUAUUGAGUUCGUUUGGAAGAAGCAUUCAUUUGGACGUUCUCAGAAUAAGUUGGGAGCAGAAAUGGUGGUAGAUAUAUCUGGAAAAUAUGGAUACGAAUCUACCUUCUGUAGUCAGGACACUAAGGGACCUAAUAUUGCCCAGAUCCUGAAACCAUGCAAAUCCCAGAUACAGUCCUGA